AUGGUGGUGAUGGGGGUGCCCCUUGCACCCCCUGCCCCCAGGGUCUCACUCUGCCUGGUCCUGGGCAGGGAUGUGCCGGGCUGGGAGCGGGGUCUCUGGGGGUGGGAGACCCCCGUGGCGGGGGAGACGGGGGCGCGGGGCAGGAUGCGGGCUGGCAGCGGGGCUGGGGCGGGCGGGGAAGAGGGCAAGGGCAGGGAGCGGAGCGCUGCGCAGCUGGGCACGGUGCGUCUGCGGCACCGACAUGUGCCGCACUGGACAGGCUCUUUCUGCAGCAGAGCCAUACCUGGCCGGUGGCACUGCGUGUGCCUGUGUGCGAGCUGGUACGAGCAACGUGCCCUUGCGGCUACCAGGAUCCGCUUGGCAGCGGUGUGGGUGCUCGGGGAGGGCACCGCUGCGGGACUGCAGUCUGCUGGGAGGACGUGGGCUCUGGGCUCUCGCGGCAUCUGCUACCUGGGCAUCGCUGCCAUCGCAUGGGGCACAGUGACAUGGGUGGAGGUGGGUGCCUGGACGUACCACUACAGUGACCAAGGGGACUACACGUGGGAACAGGCCAGGAACUACUGCCAGACCUUCUUCACCGACCUGGUGGCAAUCCAGAACAAGCACGAGAUUGAGUACCUCAAUAAGAGCCUGCCCUUCCAUGGGCGCUACUACUGGAUCGGCAUCCGCAAGCUGGGCGGCACCUGGACCUGGGUGGGCACCAGGAAGGCGCUGACGAAGGAGGCGGAGAACUGGGCAGCUGGGGAGCCCAACAACCGCCGCUCCAACCAGGACUGCGUGGAGAUCUACAUCAAGCGGCAGCAGGAGUCGGGCAAGUGGAACGACGAGCCCUGCAGCCGGAAGAAAAAGGCGCUGUGCUACAGGGCCUCCUGCCAGCCCUUCCCAUGCAGCCAACGUGGUGAGUGUGUGGAGACCAUCGGGAGCUACCGCUGCGAGUGCUACCCCGGCUUCCAUGGCCCCGAGUGCGAGGAUGUUGUGCAGUGUGCUGAGCUCCAGCCCGAGGAAGUGCGCAUGAACUGCAGCCAUCCCUACGGAGACUUCAGCUACAACUCCACCUGCGUGUUCGGGUGCCGGGAGGGGUUUGAGCGGCGAGGGGCAGGCACGCUGCGGUGCCUGGCUUCCCAGCAGUGGUCAGCAGAGACCCCCACCUGCACAGCCAUCGCCUGCCCAGUGCUCAGUGCUCCAGAUCGGGGAGAGCUGAACUGCUCCCACCUCCACGGGGACUUUGCCUUCGGCUCCUCAUGUGCCUUCUCCUGCCGGACAGGGUUUGCACUGAUGGGGUCAAAGAGCCGCGAGUGCACGGCCACAGGGACAUGGACUGGGGAUGAACCACGAUGUGAAGCCAUCACCUGCCCAGUGCUCAAUCCUCCAGAUCGGGGAGAGCUGAACUGCUCCCACCUCCACGGGGACUUUGCCUUCGGCUCCAAAUGUGCCUUCUCCUGCCAGAUGGGGUUUGCACUGACGGGGCCAGAGAGCCGUGAAUGCAUGGCCACAGGGACCUGGACUGGGGAUGCCCCACGCUGUGAAGCCAUCACCUGCCCAGUGCUCAGUGCUCCAGAUCAGGGACAGCUGAACUGCUCCCACCCCCACGGGGACUUUGCUUUUGGCUCCACAUGUGUCUUCUCCUGCCAGAUGGGGUUUGCACUGAUGGGGCCAGAGAGCCGUGAGUGCAUGGCCACAGGGACCUGGACUGGGGAUGCCCCACGCUGUGAAGCCAUUGUCUGCCCUGUGCUCAGUGCUCCAGACCGAGGAGGGCUGAACUGCUCCCACCUCCACGGGGACUUCACCUUCGGCUCCACAUGUGCCUUCUCCUGCCAGACAGGGUUUGCACUCAUGGGGUCAAAGAGUCGCGAAUGCACAGCCACAGGGACAUGGACUGGGGAUGAACCACGCUGUGAAGCCAUCACCUGCCCAGUGCUCAGUGCUCCAGACAGGGGACAGCUGAACUGCUCCCACCUCCACGGGGACUUUGCCUUCGGCUCCAAAUGUGCCUUCUCCUGCCAGAUGGGGUUUGCACUGACGGGGCCAGAGAGCCGCGAAUGCAUGGCCACAGGGACCUGGACUGAGGAUGCCCCACGAUGCGAAGCCAUCGCCUGCCCAGUGCUCAGCGCUCCAGAUCAGGGACAGCUGAACUGCUCCCACCUCCACAGGGACUUCGCCUUUGGCUCCAUGUGUGCCUUCUCCUGCCAGACAGGGUUUGCACUGAUGGGGUCAAAGAGCCGCGAGUGCACAGCUACAGGGACAUGGACUGGGGAUGAACCACGCUGUGAAGCCAUCACCUGCCCCAUGCUCAGUGCUCCAGACAGGGGACAGCUGAACUGCUCCCACCUCCACGGGGACUUUGCCUUUGGCUCCACAUGUGCCUUCUCCUGCCAGAUGGGGUUUGCACUGACGGGGCCAGAGAGCCGUGAGUGCACAGCCACAGGGACCUGGACUGGGGAUGCCCCACACUGUGAAGCCAUCAGCUGCCCAGUGCUGGACGCCCCCAGCAGCGGCCAGCUGAGCUGCUCUCACAUGCACGGGAACUUUACAUACAACUCCACAUGCACCUUUUCCUGCGAGGAGGGGUUUGUUCGGAUGGGAGCAGAGGUGCUCCGGUGUGCGGCCACAGGGAACUGGACCAGACAUCCCCCGGUCUGCGCAGAGGAUGGUGCCCCCUUCUUAAAGCAAGUCCUGGCUUACAGCAGCGGCGCAGCUCUGGCGGUAGCCGGCAUUGUGCUCUCGGGGACGCUCAUUGCCCUCCUCGCCAAGAGGCUCAGUGACAGAGAGGAGAAGAAGAAGCUCCUGAACCCCACCAGUGACCUAGGAUCACCGGGCACCUUCACCAACGCAGCAUAUGAUGCCAACCUGUGA
Charadrius vociferus (killdeer) is the source of this 2853-nucleotide messenger RNA. RefSeq names its product selectin P (granule membrane protein 140kDa, antigen CD62) (gene SELP). Gene Ontology annotation, biological process: response to cytokine; heterophilic cell-cell adhesion; leukocyte tethering or rolling. Gene Ontology annotation, cellular component: membrane; external side of plasma membrane. The transcript is spliced from 18 exons. NCBI's taxonomy places the organism in Eukaryota, Metazoa, Chordata, Aves, Charadriiformes, Charadriidae. Gene Ontology annotation, molecular function: sialic acid binding; calcium ion binding; oligosaccharide binding. The record is from RefSeq and is a predicted model, not a curated record. Bases 1 to 2853 code for a protein of 950 amino acids.